GUAAUAAGAAGAAGCCCCCCGCCGAAGCAGACAGUGAGGGGUCCUCCCCCCUCCCUCUUCUACACGUCACUUCCCCCUGUCUGUGCUGCCCUCCAGCAUGUACUAAGGAGGGAUGGAGGGACAGCAGACACAGGUGCUGAUGACGUCAUGACGCCUCUUGACAGCUGGCUGUGUGAGUGGUUGAUGGUGGUUGGAUAGAGUACCGGGGAUCCGCUGUGUGCCCGCACUGGAGAGCCUCUCCGCCCGACCAUGGUGGCCAAGCAGAGGAUCCGGAUGGCUAAUGAGAAGCACAGUAAGAACAUCACUCAGAGAGGCAACGUGGCCAAGACCCUGAGGCCGCAAGAAGAAAAAUACCCUGUAGGACCUUGGCUGCUGGCACUGUUUGUGUUUGUUGUUUGUGGAUCAGCAAUUUUUCAAAUAAUACAAAGCAUCAGAAUGGGCAUGUGAGACUGAGAAGGGCCUGGACACUUGCCUUACGUCAGCAGUCAUAAUGGACAAAGCCACAGCUGUGAAUCGGUGGAAACCUCGAGAACCCAUUCAUUAUUUUGUGCCUACAGAGUUUACCUUGAAGAAAAGAUGGAAGCUCAAUGAUUUUAACCUUGGUGCAUUAACACUUCAAGUUCUGCUCCAAGGAAGGACUUGUUUCUUUUCUAUAUACAUCAGCUGAACCACAUUGGUUGACUCUGUUUUAUUAUUUAUAUCUUUUUUUUAAUUAUUAUUUAUUUAUUUUUUAAUAAAUUUGUUUACAAGACACGGAUGCUGUUGUGCGAAAGCAAAAUUGUUUGGUCUGAAUGUUACACGGAAAACAUUAGUGUUGUCGUAGAUAUUUUCUUUUAAAUAAAAAUAAUUUAUUCAUGUC
Rana temporaria (common frog) is the source of this 859-nucleotide messenger RNA. It is a transcript of the gene SERP2, whose product is annotated as stress associated endoplasmic reticulum protein family member 2. The transcript has 3 exons. Gene Ontology annotation, cellular component: endoplasmic reticulum. NCBI's taxonomy places the organism in Eukaryota, Metazoa, Chordata, Amphibia, Anura, Ranidae. Gene Ontology annotation, biological process: endoplasmic reticulum unfolded protein response. Bases 250 to 447 code for a protein of 65 amino acids. The record is from RefSeq and is a predicted model, not a curated record.